AUUGGUCGGGACUGGUCGGACGGUAAAUAGAUGGACCGAGCGAAACGAGCGACAUCUCCCCGGAUUACGACGCGACGAAACGGUUCAAAGCCAGACAGAGGCACACGGGAGGCCCCAGCUCAGAGGACGACUGCGAUGGUCACAGGGUCCACAGGUGACUUCAUCGCCCACUCUUCUUCGGUCCCUGCGCGUUAGCCCGGCACCCGUCCCCCGGCAGGCGGCCCAUGCACCCUCACGACACCAUGGGUAGUUCCCCAGAGGUGCUGUCCUGGACCUCGUGCCCGAGCCUCCUCGUGGGCAAGCUCAAGGAGGAGCUCAAACUGUCCGUGGUGGGCGACGCCAUGAAGAAGUCCUCCAACAACUCCCAGAACUCCCCGCAAGCCCCGCCCACCACGCAGACCCCGCCCCCUCAGAUCAUCACCGACCUGGCCCCGCCCACGCACCUGCCCGCGCCCCUGCUGACCCCCGUGGCCGACGAGGACAUGCUGGGAGGCGUGAGCCCGCAGAACGUGGCGCUGAGCGUGGACUCGACCAGGAGCGAGGGCGGACACUUCGACAACAGCGUGCUGCAGCUGCGCGAGCACGAGGAGGGGUCGCCCGGGUCCUGCGAGCACGGAGGGGAGGGCGGGGGCGGGCUGAGCGGAGGGGAGGAGCAGACGGGGGAGGGGGAGUGUCCGCACCAUCAGGGAGGAGGAGGAGGAGGAGGAGGAGGAGGGGAGGAGGAGGAGGAGAGGAGGCACCAGCACCCGCACCCCGACGAUAUCAAGCUGCACUUCCAGAGGGCGGGGCCGGGCCAGGGCGGCUUCCUCGAGGGGCUGUUCGGGUGUCUGCGCCCCGUCUGGAACAUCAUCGGGAAAACCUACUCCACCGAGUACAAGCUGCAGCAGCAAGACAUGUGGGAGGUUCCGUUCGAGGAGAUCUCGGAGCUGCAGUGGCUGGGCAGUGGGGCGCAGGGGGCGGUGUUCUUGGGGAAGUUCCGCUCGGAGGAAGUCGCCAUCAAGAAAGUGAGAGAGCAGAAGGAGACGGACAUCAAGCAUCUGAGGAAACUCAAGCACCCCAACAUCAUCAGCUUUAAGGGGGUGUGCACGCAGGCGCCCUGUUACUGCAUCAUCAUGGAGUACUGCGCUCAGGGUCAGCUGUACGAGGUGCUGCGUGCGGGCAGGAAGGUCACGCCCCGUCUGCUGGUGGACUGGGCCUCGGGCAUCGCCAGCGGAAUGAACUACCUGCACCUGCACAAGAUCAUCCACCGAGACCUCAAGUCCCCCAAUGUGCUGGUGACUCAGAACGACACCAUAAAGAUCUCAGACUUCGGCACGUCCAAAGAGCUCAGUGACAAAAGCACCAAGAUGUCCUUUGCGGGGACCGUGGCCUGGAUGGCCCCAGAGGUCAUCCGCAACGAGCCUGUGUCCGAGAAGGUGGACAUCUGGUCUUUCGGGGUGGUGCUGUGGGAGCUGCUCACAGGGGAGAUCCCGUACAAAGACGUGGACUCCUCGGCCAUCAUCUGGGGAGUGGGCAGCAACAGCCUCCACCUGCCCGUCCCCUCCACCUGCCCCGACGGCUUCAAGAUCCUCAUGAAGCAGACCUGGCAAGGGAAGCCGAGGAACCGACCGUCGUUCAGACAGAUCCUCCUGCACCUGGACAUCGCCUCAGCAUGUUCUGAUGUUCUCGGGACCCCUCAGGAGACCUACUUCAAGUCUCAGGGAGCGUGGAGGGAGGAGGUGAAGAAGCACUUUGAGAAGAUCAAGAGUGAGGGCACGUGUAUCCACAGACUCGACGAGGAGCUGAUCCGCCGACGCAGAGACGAACUCAGACACGCUCUGGACAUCCGGGAGCACUACGAGAGGAAACUGGAGCGAGCCAACAACCUGUACAUGGAGCUGAGCGCCAUCAUGCUGCAGCUGGAGGUGCGCGAGAAGGAGCUCAUGAAGCGAGAGCAGGCGGUGGAGAAGAAGUACCCGGGCUCGUACAAGCGUCACCUGGUCCGACCCAUCGUGAGGCCCAACGCUGUGGAGAAACUCAUCAAGAAGAAGAGCAGCCUGUCCCACAAGCCCGGACUGCCCCAGACUAAGAGGCCGGACCUGCUGCGCUCUGAGGGCAUCCCCAGCCUGGACCCGCUCCCCGCCCCCUCUCCUCUGUCGGCCAGCCCCAAAGUCUCCACUCCCCCAGGAAAGUCCCGCUACAGGAGCAAGCCUCGCCACCGCCGCGCCAACAGCAAAGGCAGCCACAGCGACUUCCCCGGGGCCCUCAGACCCAACGCGGGGCCCCUGGAGGACCCCGCUCACGACCCUUUGCACCCGCUCCAGGAGCCCCACAGAGAGGGACGCGACGGGCCCUUCCUCCCUCUGCGUGGCCGAGAGGAAGCGGUCGUUAACUGUGCCAACAACCUGCGCUACUUCGGCCCCGCGGCGGCGCUCCGGAGCCCGCAGAGCGACCACAUGCAGCGCCGCGUGUCAGGGUCCAAUCCCGACCUCAUCUCCACGGCGGUGGACGCACAGACGCGCCAGAGGACCCCGUCUACGGGCUCCAACCCGAGCGCGGGGGCCGGGUCUCUGUGUCCCUGCCAGGCGCACCCCUUCCCCGGUUGCCAGCGGUGCCAGGUCCCCCCGCCCUCCUCCAACCUCCUGGACGUCCCCACCUACCCCCAGGACGGCACCCCGGCCCCGGCGGCGCCCACCACAGACGCGGGCUCAGAGGCAGAGGACAGGCCUGUGGGAGGGCAUCCGGAGGGGUUCAAACCCUCCAGCCCGGUGCCCACCCCCCUGCCCCGCACCAUCAGACCACUCAGGAAGGGCGACGACUCUUCAGAAGAAGAGGAAGGAGAGGUGGACAGUGAGGUGGAGUUUCCACGGCGACAGAGGCCUCACCGCUGUAUGAGCAGCUUCCAGUCGUACUCCACGUUCAGCUCGGAGAACCUGUCUGUGUCUGACGGGGAGGAGGGGAACACCAGCGAGCACUCCCACAGCGGGCCCCUGGAGAGGCUCAGCGCCAGUCAGGAGGAGCACCUGGACGAGCUGCUGUCCCACACCCCCGACAUCCCCAUCGACAUCUCCACGCAGUCUGACGGUCUGUCCGACAAAGAGUGCGCCGUCCGCAGGGUCAAGACGCAGAUCUCUCUGGGCAAACUCUGCUCAGACGAACACAGCUACGAGAACCCUCUGCAGUUCGGAGACUCGGACUGCGACUCCUCCGAGGCCGAAUGCUCCGACGCCACCAUCAGGAACAACAAGGGCCCCCCCUCCUCGUGGUAACGGGGCUCACGGGGCCCCCUCCUCCUCCCCCUCCUCGCGGUAAACAGGCUCACGGGCUCGUCCUUCUCGAGUCGACGGGGUGCUCCUUCCUCCGGGCUCUCCUCCUGUCUGGAUGCCCUCUGCUCAGCAAUAACGAAACUCUCAAUCAGUCUCCCGAAGAACAGGCCCCGCCCCCAACCCAACCCAACCCUCCCCGCGCUCUCUUCCAUCUCCGCUCACUUGGCAUCCGGGCGACCCAUGGCAGGGAUCCCCCCCUUUUGAAUGAAACUGUACAGUAGAUUUAAGCAUUCAUACGUUUAUUUUUGUCCGAGUUUUGAAGGAAAAUUCAGGAUAAUCUUGUAAAUAGCAGAUAUUGUACCAUAGGUGGUUGGGCGUGAAAAAAAAACAAAACAAAAAAAACAAAAAAAAAAGACUAAACAAGGCAUUUGAAACCCCGACUGUGACUCGCCCGUCUGAACAACCAUUUUUAGCUUUCCAUGAGCUUAGCUAGCCUCCCAAAGCUCUCCCACGUUUUUUGCACUGUGGCCCGGAAAAAAAGUGAACGCUUGAAUUAACAGUAUGAACACCAGCAUGAACAAACGCAGACAAAACAAAAAAAACAAACUCUCCGUUGUUUUGUAGAACUUUUUCGCUGAGCUGUGCCGGCAUGGCGCUCGGACGACUAAUGCUAGCGCGCGACCGCAUGGAGAGCUAAACCGCGCCAUUCCCGUUUGUUUUAAUGGAGUAAACGGCAAAAAAAAAGAGAAAAAAACAAGUGAUUUAUUUUAUUUUUUUUGUUUGUUUUGUUUUGUUUUUGUUAUUCCAGUUGAUAUUUUGAGUAUCAUAGACAUCUCAGGAUCGAACCAGGACUGUGACCAUGUGGAGCGGACCAACCUGAGUACGGGGGAUGCAACGAUACGGUUUUUCCCGCGUAUCUCGAUACACGGGUCACGAUAUCGAUUCGAUUUCGAUACGUUUUAAGACGCGGGAAAAAAAUCUCAUGUCAAUUUUUCUGAGUAAAAUAUAAAAACACUAAGAUGCUAAUGAAACAAACACAAAACACUACAGCAGAACCACUGUACAAUUAAAGUUUACAGGCGAGUUUCAUUGUUGACAAAAGCGCGCGUCGCAUGCUGGGAAUUAUUUUGGUCGACGGCAAGAAACACUAAUUCAACAUGACGGACGGAGCGAGAAAGCACGUAAAGGGUAUUGAUCCCGGUUAUUUAUCCACUCUAACGGCAGAGGACCCAAGACCAUUUGACCAGAAAUUGGUCAUAAGCAUCGACGGACGACAAAUCACCCUUUUCAACCCCGACAAAAGGUGGACCAAACCAAAUUUCUGGUCAGAAUCACCAACUACCUGGACAAAUAUUCACUUUGGCGAUAUCCACAAUGACUUGGUGGAAACUCCUGGGCCAUUCACAGCAGAAAAGAUGAAAACCUCCAAGAGUCUCGAUGUGUUGUUGAACUUGUUGGAGUCCACGGUUUGUUAGGAUCUUCUACGUUUGCUCUGCGGAUGUUUGAUUUGUUCCUUCUUCCGUGCUUCUAUUUGUGCGUCCGAUAAUGCAACAGGAAUUUACCAUUAUCGGGGAUAAAUACGCGAGGUUACGCACUGUGUUUGACGCUACCGUGUUUCUUGCCUCCGACCAAACUAUUUCCCAGCAGCAACGCGGGCUUUUAAUAACAAUGACGUCAGCUGAAACUCACCUAUAUGUGAAGGAGUUUUAGUUCAUUUGGUUCAAUCAUUUACAGCUCAGAAUUUUUAUUUAGUGAAAAUAAGAACAGAGCUUUUCUCAGGCUGUUUUAUAUUUUACAAUACAGAAACUCUUAAUACAGACUGUAGGGGAGUGACACUAUCAGACUUUACUUUUUUAAUUCAUUUAUUAAUCAUUGCAUUUAUAUUUAUUUAUUCAUUUAUAUGUAUAGCACCUUUCAAGACGCCCAAAGCACUUUACAGUUCAUUAUUCAUUCACUCCACACCCGGUGGUGGUAAACUGCUGUUGUAGCCACAGCUGCCUUUAGUCCAGGGGUGUCCAAACUUUUUUCAUCAAGAGCCACAGAUCUAAACACAGACGAAGCAGAGGGACGAUCGAGGGCCGUAGACUGGAGCUCAAUACAGCGAAUAAUUGAAAUAUGUGCAUGUUUAACAAGGCAAGUUUAUUUGUACAGCACAAUUCGUAUACAAAGUAAUUCAAAGUGCUUUACAGAAUAAGAAAUACAUUAAAAUCAUAAUAAAAACAAAUCAAAACCUAAAUAAUUAUAAAGAUAAAAAAAAAAAAAAAAGAGAGACUUAAAUUGGAGAGAAGAGUGCGGAAUGAAAACCUUUCAGUUAUAUGCACAGUUAAACAGAAAUGUUUUGAGUCUGGAUUUAAACAGCAUCAAAGAAGAGGCGUUAGAAUGAGUCUUUAUUCAUGCUACAAUCCUUAAAACCACAAAUGAAAUAUCAAAUAUCGGCUUUGUCAAGGUAGAUUUAAAAAAAAAAUUAAAAAAAUUGCAGUAUAAAGUUUUUUUAAUUGAUGCAAGGUCAUUUGGGCCAAUUCAUCUGGAAGCCUGAGGGCCAAGAAAAAUUAGUUUGAGGGCCACAUUUGGCCCACGGGCCAUAGUUUGGACAUGCCAGCUUUAGGCAGACUGACUGAGGCGAGGCUGCCAAUCUGCACCACGAGUCCCUCCGACCACCACCAACAUCACUCACAUAAACACACACCACUAUCAUACUCGGCAAUGUGGAUGAAGUGUCUUGCCUAAAGACACAACGACAUUUUUUUCCACCGGCGCCUCCUGUGGCUCCUCAUUUUCCCAGUGUCUCCGUCCAAGUCCAGACCAGACGCGACUCUGCUGAGCUUCUGAGAUCUGACGGGAUCAGACUUAUUCGAGCCGGUGUUUUUGAUGAUUUGAUCAUUUUCUCGCUGCGUCACACGUCUGGACACUAAAACUCUGUUAAAUUACACAGAAACGUCUCACAGACUGUUUAAAGAGUCAAACUUAGAGACAGAGUCUGAGAAAAAGAUUGUGUUUGUCACAAGUGACGUUCGGUUCGACUACGAGCACAUUUGAUUAAAUUUGAAGUGAAGCAAAAAGUGAUUCUAAAGUAUUUAAACGUUAAUAUCUUCGUCAUUCCUGAGUCUAUAAACGUAAAAUAAAAAGUGACAGAAAGAUCAAACCCUCUGUUAGAAUAUUUCAGCUUUAAGUCUCUAUGGAGCUGUUUUCUUGCUGCAUCUGAGGAGGACGCCAAGAGAACCGUUUUCCUUUCGGACUAAAAGAAAUGACAACACGUGGAGGGUAUCGACACGCGUAUCGAAUCGUGGCACCAGUAUCGAACGAUUUGACCUUAUACCGAGUAUCGUUGCAUCCCUUCUGAGUACUGCAGGCGAAUGUGGAGGAGCAUCCAGGGAUUUUAAGUGCUCGGUCUCGAAAGAACAACCCUUUAUCACUGUAAGCGUGUGGCGAGUGGAGCGUCUGUGCGGUGUCCCAGGGCUGUGUGCUGCAAAACUACGCAAAAACUUUCAUUUUGUCUGUUCAUUACGUUAACUUCUUGGGGUUUUUCUUAAAGACUCAGAAACAACAACAAAACAACAACACGGGUCGCGACGGUUCUGAAGACGGCAGCAAGGUAAAGAAAAGAACCCAAGAAGUGAACCAACUACGAAAUGUUGCUUUUCCUUGUAGAUUUUUAUCGGCUGUUUUGACAAAUGAGCUCCUCCUGCUGUAUCCACUAAACUCUACUUAAGAAUUAUCCAAAAGAAAAAUCCACAAAUGUCGAACCUGGUCGCUUUUGUAAGUGACGAAGUCCAUUAUUAUCCCGCUAUAUUUAUCUACAACAUCUGCCGAUUAAAUGUGCACUAUGUAACUUUCAAAACACUUCUUACCUGCGACGAUCUCAGUUAAACACUAAAAAGAUUUCUAAAAAGUUUCUUGACAGAUGUUAAUACUUAAAACUAGACAGAUAUGUAGUAAUAAAACGAUGGAAAGAACAAAUUUUCCUUAAAAAAAACAAACAAAAUCCUUAAAUGUACGUCUAUAAUCUGUGUAAAAUGGUCAUUUAAGACCUUUUAGCCAUGUUAGAAGAGAGAUUAGUUAAGUUAGUUAGUUGUAAAUCAGUUGUUUCAUGUUUGAUUAAUCCUGCUUAGAAAGUUCCAGUUUUCACCUACCCCCUAUCUCCGCCCAUUUUUCUAUAUAUACUUUUGAUAAUUAAGAUAAUUCAGACUCUGGGUCAAACGUAGAGUUAAAGGUGCACUGCGUAACAGGCAAAACAGUGGCAUGUCCGUAGAAACUCGAGAUGUAACGAUGUCCAAAUCUCUCGGUACGAUAUUUAUUUUAUUGUGAUAUUUUGAAGAGGCUGAUAUAACUGUAGAUUGGACACGUUUUUGCUUUUAAAAUACCUUGACAAGAUUUUGGUGUGAAUUAUUUCCAUAAUAAUCCAUCCAUCCAUUUUCUCGUCCGCUCAUUCGGGGCCGGGUCGCGGGGGCAGCAGCCUAAGCAGGGACUCCCAGACUUCCUUCACCCCAGACACGUCCUCCAGCUCCUCCAGGGGGACCCCGAGGUGUUCCCAGGUCCAGCCCAGAGACAUAGUCCCUUCAGUGUGUCCUGGGUCUUCCUCGGGGCCUCCUCCCGGUGGGACAUGCCCGGAACACCUCCCGAGGGAGACGUCCAGGAGGCAUCAGAACAGACGCCCGAGCCUCAACUGGCUCCUCUCCACGUGGAGGAGCAGCGGCUCUACUCCGAGCUCCUCCCGUGUGACUGAGCUCCUCACCCUGUCUCUAAGGGAGACGCCCAGACGCCCUGCGGAGGAAACUCAUUUCUGCCGCUUGUAUCUGCGAUCUCGUCCUUUCGGUCACUACCCAGAGCUCAUGACCAGAGGUGAGAGUAGGAACGAAGACUGACCGGUAAAUCUAGAGCUUCGCCUUUCCAUAAUAAUCCCAAGAAUUCAAAUCAAAAACAUAUCUCUUCGUGUUUGCGCUGAAAUGAAUCAUGGGAAAUGUAGUUCCCGGUGUUUAUAAGAUGUUGCUUCUAUAAAACCACGUAUUUAAGCAAAGGAACUUAAUAAUCCGAUAUUAUUGUGAGAUUUUUGACGAUACGAUAUCACGAUAUUUCGGGUAUUGUUACUCCCUAAUAGAAAAAAAGUUCCAUAGUGCACCUUUAACAGUCUGUAACGUCGUUUUUAAAGCUCUUGUGUAAUUUUCGCACCUGCUGCUUCGGCUAAAAAAAAAAAAAAAAAAAGGCAAUACUCGCCGGCUCUCAGGUGGAGGUGCCCAGGUCCUCGGGCGUCUCGCAGGCUGGACUCGGCUCGUGUAGACCUCCCCCGGGUUUUUGGGUCCACCACUGUCCUCAGGUUUAUUCUGUUGCCUCUUCGAUGACGGACAGAAGCAAUACACGGACCUGCCACUAGAGGGAGACAGUCAAAGCAAUCUUAGAAAUGAAAUGAAUUAUUAUUUUAAAAUGUGAUGAUGAAACUAUUUAAAUUCUGUGUUUUAUUAAUUUAUGUUUAUUAAUUUGUUAUCUGUCAAAUGUUUACUCUUUUUUUUUUUUUUUUUUUUAAAUGGAAGGACCUGUUAACCUGCUGCUUAAAACAGACCAAUAUUAAUAAUAGCAAUAUUAAUUUAGCACUUUGAUGUUCUUUUUUUUUUCAUGUUUAUUAUUGUUCUUUUUAUGUGUUAUUUAAAUUGAAAAUAAGUACCGUACAAUGCCCUCCACUUUUUAUUUCAUUAACAAAUAUAAACGAAAAUCGAAAAUAGGUUGAAUUGUUGUUGUUUUUUUAUGUUGCUAAAACUCAGCUAAAAGUUUUAAAAUUUGACAAUAAAACUUUUGGUAAAUGUUUGUUUGAACUGACAAAAAAAAAAAAAAAGUUGUAGAAAUAUGGUGCUAGACAAGAAUCUGUGUGUCAUUCGUUCAUUCGUUGUUGUUUUUUUUUAAUGAAACCAAAAAUAAGAAAACGUUCGAUUAUUUGUCUCUAAAUCCAAAAUGAAAAAAAAAAAAAAAGUAACGAUUAAUUUUUUCAGUUUUUUGAUUUCAUCCUGGUCAGGUCCUGGUCUCAGUCCUGGUCUGGUUCCCGGUCAGGUCCUGAUCUCAGUCCCAGUCUCAUUCCUGGUCUGGUCCUGGUCUGGUCCCAGUCUCAGUCCUAGUCUCAGUUCUGGUGUGGUCCCAGAUUCAGUCCAAGUCUGGUCCUGAUCUCAGUCCUGGACUUGCUCCUGUUCUGGUCCUGGUCUGGUCCUGAUCUCAGUCCCGAUCUCAGUCCCAGUCUCAUUCCUGGUCUGGUCCCGGUCUCAUUCCCAGUCUCAGUCCUAAUCCCAGUCCCGGUCUCAGUCCCAGUCUGUUCCUGGUCUGAUCCCAAUCUCAGUCCUGGUCUCAGUUCUGGUCUGGUCCUGAUCUGGUCCCAGUCUCAGUCCUGGUCUCAGUCCUGCUCUCAGUCCCAGUCUGUUCCUGAUUUGGUCCUGGUCACAGUCCUGAUCACCCGACAGUCUGUGUGGGCGCAUCUUCGGGCCCGUCAGUCCUGGUUCAGUCCUGGUUCAGUCCUUUAUCCUUUUUAUCCAUUUUUCAUUUAAACUCAAAAUUGAAAACUGAAAUCAUUAUCCAUUUUUAUCAUUUUGGUUUCGGAGACAAAUAAUGAAGAAAACCAUUGUUUGUUUUUUCAUUUUCUUAUUUUUGCUUUAAUAAAAAAACAAAAAAAAAACAAUGAACAAAUGACACACAGAUUGCCGACAAGGUUGCCCACGUCCCCUCUACUGUUUCUCCGUUUACAAGUGAAGGGCAUUGUUUGUUUUCUUGUUGUUUUUUUUUUUGACCUGGGACACUGCACUUGAGUUAUGUCUCCCUUGUUUGAGGAUGUGACGUUUUUCUGUGAACCUAAAAUGUGCGUGAGUGUACCGGCCGCUCACAACUCCCCCUAGUGUUAGUUUGGUGUAAUGAUUAUAAUCAUAUGAAGAAAAAUGUACCGUGGACUGUCCCUUGAAGUUGACGUUAAGAUAAGUUCCAAGAAUCGCCAGUAUCGGACAUUUUCCACCAAGCAGAAAGACUGCACUAUUCCAGAGUCGAGAAUAUCGCAAAAAUAAUCAGUAUUCUGUUUCUAUUCUCGGUUGUAUUAUGAGAAAUAUCCGGUGUAAUAGACGCAUCAAGAGUUUCGGACAUCCAGGUCAUCGUGCAUUGACAAAGUCGAUCUUUUCAAGUCUUUUGAACCAGGUCGCUUUUGUUUCUGGUUCUGAUAUUGUCAUGUUUUAGUUUUUGGGAUUCGGACAUCGUUAAUUGUGUGGUUGUUGGAUCCUAACAGCGGAAAACAACUCGAGAAAUUUGUUUGCGAACUCCAUAAAUGGGUCCGGUCAAGUGGUAACGGAGGGAAACGGGCAGAUUUUUUAUAUAACUAGUGGUUCUCACUUACAUAUCCUUAACAAACUGGUUUGAAUAUUUGCUUCAUAUAGUUUUCUACCAUAUGGUACAAGAUUAGGUUGAAAAAACUCUUACUUUUUGACUCAUGAGACUCUGGAUGAUUUCUUAGUCAGACAAAUGUUUCCUUUUUGGUUCUUCCUGUGGAUCAAUCCUGCCCAUCACCUUCACCUUUCACUAUUUUUCAAUUCUGUCGGGAAGAGAAACAGUUUGAACGGAGGUUUGAGUCACACACAUCUGAUUCACUUUUACAUUUAUGAAGUUCGCAAACAAAUUUCUCGACCCGUUUUCC
This is a messenger RNA of Boleophthalmus pectinirostris (great blue-spotted mudskipper), 10893 nucleotides long. It is a transcript of the gene map3k13, whose product is annotated as mitogen-activated protein kinase kinase kinase 13. The record is from RefSeq and is a predicted model, not a curated record. Lineage: Eukaryota; Metazoa; Chordata; Actinopteri; Gobiiformes; Gobiidae. Gene Ontology annotation, biological process: protein autophosphorylation; JNK cascade. Gene Ontology annotation, molecular function: ATP binding; JUN kinase kinase kinase activity.